AUGACAGACCCGAACAAAUGGCUUGGGCUGCUGCGAUGGAGCAUGCAGCAGCAAGACGGCACGCGCCCGACGGAGUUCAAAGCUAUGGACCCGAAGGACAAAGAGUGGCUGGAACGCGUGAUGAAGGAGUGCGUCAUCGAUGAAGUCGAACGCAUGCAUCAAAUCAUACGAGUUUGGUCGGGCGACGACCCGCGCGUCGUGCUUCCGAAAUUGAUCGCGGACCCGCCAGCUAACGAGUAUACUUCCGAAGAAAUUGAAGACUACAAGGAAGCGCUGCUCGACGAGAUGCUCACGCGUAUCGACCAAAUCGACAAUGCUCAAACUUUCAUUAAGAUUGGCGGGUUGCCAAGCGUUCUGCUCUUGUUUAGCAACCCUCGAGCUAGCAUUCGUGCAGGUGCUGCUGAAGUGUUUGCGACAUGCUCUCAGAACAAUCCCCCCGUACAGAAAGCUGGUCUUGACGGGCACGUGUUGGAAGCAUUGAGCAAGCUAGCCCAAGACGACCCCGACACCACCGUCCGUGUUAAGGCAAUCUUGGGCAUCAGUUGCAUGAUCCGAGGCCUGGACAAGACGGCCGAGCAAUGGUUCGUCCAAAAAUGCGAUGGUCUGCGGAUACUCCAAACUUGUGUGCAAUCGGGCGACCUCCGCUUGCAACGGAAGGCGCUGUUCCUUCUGCGGUACCUGGCGAACUCGAGCCUUGGAAACGCCCAGAAGCUGCUGGACCAAGGCGCGUACAUUUCUGCGUGCAGCUCGUUUGUCGGCAAGGACGACGUCGAUCUCAACGAAAGCUCCCUGCAAGCUCUUGCCGAAUUUGCCGCGUUCGGACCAGCGUUCAAGGCUGCAUGUAAACAAGCCAACCUCGUGCCGUUGGUCCAGGCCCGUGUCGCUGCCAUCAACGCGAUGACGGGCGACGACCGGGAAGUUGCCGAGGAAGAAAAGAGCUAUGCCGACCUGUUGCUCGAAUCGCUCGACGUGCUGCUCGAAUAG
Molecule: messenger RNA, 984 nt
Organism: Aphanomyces invadans
Lineage: Eukaryota; Oomycota; Saprolegniomycetes; Saprolegniales; Verrucalvaceae
Exons: 1
Coding region: 1-984 (327 amino acids)
Source: RefSeq, a predicted model, not a curated record